Molecule: messenger RNA, 123 nt
Organism: Echinococcus granulosus
Lineage: Eukaryota; Metazoa; Platyhelminthes; Cestoda; Cyclophyllidea; Taeniidae
Exons: 2
Coding region: 1-123 (40 amino acids)
Source: RefSeq, a predicted model, not a curated record
AUGGACCCUCAGGAAGAAAUUGAUGGGGAGGUAUUCCGUCCUCCUUACAACAUAAACGCGGCGGGACCUGAUGACAUCAUCCCAGUCACCAAGGUUGAUCCAAUCCUCUUACUUGCCGCUUGA